CGUGAAGCGUGCGACUCCGCGGAGAAAGCUGCGGAGAGCGGGCGUGCGCCGGAGCAGUCUCAGGUUUUCGAGCAUUAUGGCUGCUUCCGUACCUGGAACGGCUGGUCCGAAAAGCUGGAAGAGAAGCUGUUACCACUCACACGGAUGCAGUGUUGAGCACCUGCGAACCUGGCGGAGAGAGCGAGAAGCAGCUCUGAGAAGUGCACGGAGGCUACAACAGUUGUUCAGUAAGCGGCAUUUAUGUGAAGACACGUCAUCAGAUGGAGAAGUUGCAAUGGACAGUGAGACAACAGCUCUUUUAUCCGAGGAAGAGGUUUCACAGCUGUUAAGAAAGAUCCAGAGAGGAACAGAAGACAGAACAGUCUCUAUGCAUCUCCUUCGACGAGGACUACAGCACAGGGAAAUCCAGCAGAAAUUUAUCAGGUUGGAGGGCAGUAUGUCUCUGCUGAUUGGCCUGUUUACCAGCAAUCUAGCCAACUUGCAGAUGGAUGCAGCUUGCUGUUUGCACGAACUCUCACUGUCUACUGAUCCUGCUGUGGUCGAAGCAUGUUUGCCAGCAACCUCUUAUCUCCUGACUUACCUCUCUGGACACAGUGUAGCUCUCGUGGAGCUGUGUUUGUAUACAUUAGGGAACUUAGUGGUUGAGAUGAAGGCUGUGAAGAAACACCUUCUACCUCAGGGCAUCAUCCCAGUGUUGGCAUCCUGUAUCCAGUCUCCUCAUGUGGCGAUACAGGAAGGUGUUGGCUAUGUUCUGUCACAGCUCUUGCAAUCCAAAGAAGCGGCAGAUGAAAUCAUACCGUUGGUCCUAGAAUCCACUCUCCCACAACACAUGCUUCACUUGGUUUGUUCCAGGCUGGAAGAUGGAAUAGGAACCGCAGUGGAAUGUGCGUGGGGUCUUCACUACAUUAUUUGCAGCCAAGUGAACAAUUCAUUGUUGAUCUCCCAAAGGACUGUGCCAUCCCUAGUGCAACUGUUGCUGGAAUUGUCCUCUCUGAUAGCAACAACUUCUGUUGAGGGUCUAGAAUUGUUGAUAUGCCCUGUUGUGCGGUGCAUUGGCAAUCUUCUUGCAGAAGAUAAGACAGAUAAUAAUGAACUGUUAAUAAAGGAAGAGUGCCUUCUGAAGGCCUUGUUUGUCUUUAUACAGCGUUUCCUGCCCAAACACACCUUUGUUGUAAGCGAAUGUCUGUGGCUCAUGAAUAACCUCACAGUUAGCAGCACCACAUCUUGUUCUGCUCUGCUCAGCCUGGAACUCUUUCCCUAUAUGUUGAAGCUCUUAUGUUCUUAUCAAGUGAUCAGCUUGCUGGUUCUAACAGUGUUGUGCAAUAUAGCUGCCAAGGGUACUGCUUACUGUGAGAUGCUGCACCAAAAGGCUGUGCUUCCUUCUCUUGUUAACAUCCUUGUUGUUUCUGAUGUUGAAGUGGUAGGCCAAGAUCUAGAACUACUGCAUCUCAUCUUCCUUCACUGGCCAAAGGCUGCCACUGAUUUUGUAAAUCAUUCUGGACUAUAUGCCUUACAGCAGCAUCAAGAUAACCUACAUUUGCAAGAGCGAGUCAAAGCACUAAUUCAAACAGCUAGCCGGCUAACUGCUGUCCCUCAAAAUGAUUCUUUUGGAACUGAAAGUGUACAUUUUACUUCUUUACAAAGUUGAAGCAGUGACAUAUAUAAAUCAACUAGAUUAGCUUGUUGUCAAGAAACUUUAAACAAAACCCUUUGAAGAGCAGUAUUAUUAAUUGAAUAUAUCCAGCUACUUUUGAGAACUGGCCUAGCACAGACUGCACAUAAUUAAUGGGAGAGUUUGAAGAAUUGGCUUGGAGUUUUCAGUAAGAAGCCAGCUAUCUUUUCAGCCCCUGGGCAAGAUUUCACACAGUGGGCAGGGCACCUUCCCCCAUGCCUUUUUUAAGUGUUUUUUUAAGUCAGUGUCAAAUUUGUUUUUUAUCUUAAUUUUGGUAAAUAAACUUCAAUUGUUUUUAUUCUUUCCAGACCAACAUAACACUGGAAAAAAGUUACGUAAAAGGGUUUAGGACUCUGUCUAUCCAUAAAUAGGAUAACUCUCUGAAAACAGAGCAUGACUGGACUAAAUUUGGUCGGGCAGGAGAAGCCAGCAAAAAAAGGACCAAGUUUAAGAUGGACUGGAUCUGUCUGGGGGAUGCGGAGAAAAGUUUUCCAGGAAAAAACAUCCCCCAGUGCAUCAUUUUGGGAGACACAUUUGGACAGCAAUUCAAAAGUUGCUGAUGUUCCUUCCUAAGCUCUCCUCCUUCCUGGUCAUGUAAUCCAAAGUGGAGUGAAUGUAGUCCAUUAUGUGUUUCCCAAUGCACACAUACACUGAUGUGACAUGAAGGGAAGAGCAGGAAAAUAACCAUACUGAAGAAAGAACAGAACCUCUUAUGCCCACUGUUGGUAAAGUAGUGGGAAAGAAUUCUAGAAAUCAUGCUCUGCAUGAUUACAACUGCCCUGGUACAUAUGUUGACUAAAACAGGACACUUUGUACGUAACUUUAUUUAUAGAUCACAAUUAAUUACACAGAAAUUACAAACAAA
Molecule: messenger RNA, 2537 nt
Organism: Python bivittatus (Burmese python)
Lineage: Eukaryota; Metazoa; Chordata; Lepidosauria; Squamata; Pythonidae
Gene: TMCO6
Product: transmembrane and coiled-coil domains 6
Source: RefSeq, a predicted model, not a curated record